Entrophospora candida is the source of this 843-nucleotide messenger RNA. NCBI's taxonomy places the organism in Eukaryota, Fungi, Glomeromycota, Glomeromycetes, Entrophosporales, Entrophosporaceae. The record is from the annotation of a GenBank genome assembly.
AUGUCUGAAAAUACUGUUACUGCUGAUGGCACUAAAAGAAGACGUCGUUCUACAAGUGAUAUCGAGAGAAGACGUCGUCGUCAACAAAAAAUUUUAGGGGAGGCAGAUAAUAGUCCUUUUUCGCGUAGUAGUAGAAGAUAUACUGGUAAUUUCGAAGCAUACAGUGGUAGUGGUGGCAAUUUACACGGAUCAAUUUCAAGACAAUUAAAUACGUUAUCAGGAAAUGAGGAACUAUUAUUAUCACAAAGGAAUAAUAAUAAUGAAUUUUAUAGAAACAUGUUAGAAAAUCGUCAACAUCAAGGAAGAAAUAGUAACACCACAUCUUUUGCAUCACCGAUUGGCGAAUACGAAUACUCGCCACGAUUCCCAUUGUCAACAGAUGACACAGAUAUUUUUCUAAAUCAACAAUUAGAACAAAUGCCAUUACCAUUUCCGCCAUUUCUUAACCCUGAUAUGAGGAUUUUUUCACUAUUUGGUGAUAGUGGUAGUAGCAAUUUAUUAAGGUUGCAAGGUGGUUUGACUAGAUUUUAUUAUUUAAAUUAUGAAAAACCUGAUGAUAUAUUAGUAAUCAAUCGAAUCCAUAGUGUGCCAUUAUUUUGGUAUUUUAUAACAGCUGAGUUAAUAUUACAAUCUACGAGAUUAUUAUUACAAAAGGAUCAACUAUUUCAAGGUUCAACAUUGGGAAGCCUAGCAGCUAAUUUACCUGCACCAUUUCCAGAUAUAAUUAAAAUUUUAAUAAGAUAUCGAUUAAUAUGGAAUAGUUUAUGGGAAGAUGUUUGUGUCUUGGUGUUUGUAGUAGGAUUUUUUAUAACAAUUUCCCCUAUAUUAACAUACUUUGAUUAA